ACAAGUACUCCAUCGGGUUCCUGCCGCGGGAGAACGGGGUUCACUCCAUCGACCUGCGCUUCAACGGGCGCCACGUGCCCGGGAGCCCCUUCAACAUCCGCGUGGGGGAGCAGGGCCAGGCCGGGGACCCCGGCCUCGUCACCGCCUACGGGCCCGGCCUCGAGGGCGGCCUCACAGGCGUGUGCUCCGAGUUCCUGGUGAAAACGGCCAACGCGGGCCCCGGGGCUCUGUCCGUCACCAUCGAUGGUCCCUCCAAGGUGAAGCUGGACUGCGUGGAGUGCGCCGAGGGCCACCGCGUCACCUACACCCCCAUGGCCCCCGGCAACUACCUCAUCUCCAUCAAGUACGGCGGCCCCCACCACAUCGUGGGCAGCCCCUUCAAGGCCAAGGUCACCGGCCCGCGUCUCUCGGGGGGUCACAGCCUGCACGAGACGUCCACGGUGCUGGUGGAGACGGUGACGCGGGGGGGGGGCGGCGCGGGGCCCCCCCGCCUUCGGGGCGCUCCCCAAGUUCUCCUCGGACGCGGGCAAGGUGGUGGCGCGGGGGCCGGGGCUGGCCACCGCCUUCCUGGGCCAGAAGAACCACUUCACCGUGGACUGCAGCAAGGCCGGUACCAACAUGCUGAUGGUGGGGGUGCACGGCCCCAAGACCCCCUGCGAGGAGGUGUACGUCAAGCACAUGGGCAACAGGAUCUACAACGUGACCUACACGGUGAAGGAGAAGGGGGACUAUGUCCUGAUCCUGCGCUGGGGCGAGGACAACGUCCCGGGCAGCCCCUACCGCGUCACCGUGCCCUGACCCCCGGCACCCAGCGCCGUGCUGGGGCACCAAUAAAGCACUGGGAGAGUCAGGGGUUGUGGUCAUUGGGGGGAAUGGGGGGCAUAUGGGGGGGGAUAUUGGGGUCCUAG
This is a messenger RNA of Strigops habroptila (Kakapo), 908 nucleotides long. RefSeq names its product filamin-B-like. The record is from RefSeq and is a predicted model, not a curated record. The annotation marks the transcript as partial. The transcript has 5 exons. Gene Ontology annotation, biological process: actin cytoskeleton organization. Gene Ontology annotation, molecular function: actin filament binding. Lineage: Eukaryota; Metazoa; Chordata; Aves; Psittaciformes; Psittacidae.